CCAUUGUCGCCCCCCACAGGGCAAUGCCGUUUCUUCCUCCUUCAAAUAACCAGAACAGAGAGCCUCCCCCGUCGAUCUACAGAAGACAGAAACCAAACAAGCCCACGCGCCUGCGCAACCAAGAACUGAAGAGCGCGCGCGACAGGCUUUUCCUCGGUUUUCUCGUUGCUGUCCUCGGCCCUCUCGCCCCCGCCGCUCUAGAUCUCUCCGACGUGCCCCCCUCGACUUGGUUUCGCCGAGCUCCUCGGUUCCAGGUCUCCAGCAAGGCCUCCACAUUGGGUUCUUGAGAAUGGCCGCGGCUACAUCUCACAAUGUCAUAGUGUCUGCACAAUCCCACCGGUGGAACAGCAAGAACUCUAGAUUGGACAGGAGAACAGCCAAUGUGCGCUUGGUUUCAGUUGGAAGUUGCUGCUCAGGCAACAGAAAGUUGGGUCUGGUUUGUGCGUCGGGCUCCCAGUCUUCGGUCAUCGACCCGGUUCACCUACCCUCGAAUGGCAAGGGAGACCACAGCCCCAAGAAAUCAAGUGAGAGUUCCCUUAUACUGAUCCGGCACGGCGAGUCGAUGUGGAAUGAGAAAAAUCUGUUUACUGGCUGCGUCGAUGUGCCCCUGACACCGAAGGGCGUGGAUGAGGCCAUCGAGGCGGGUAAGAGGAUAUGCAACAUUCCAAUCGAUGUAAUAUUCACGUCGGCGAUGAUUCGUUCUCAGAUGACUGCAAUGCUUGCCAUGAUGCAGCAUCGGCGCAAGAAGGUUCCAAUUAUCACACAUAAGGAGAGCGAACAAGCUCAAAGUUGGAGUAAGAUAUACAGUGAAGAUACAAAAGAGCAGUCCAUUCCUGUUAUAACAGCUUGGCAACUGAAUGAAAGGAUGUAUGGUGAGUUGCAAGGUCUCAAUAAGCAAGAAACUGCAGAUAGGUUUGGCAAAGAACAAGUUCAUGAAUGGCGCCGUAGUUACGACACUCCUCCCCCAAAUGGUGAGAGCCUAGAGAUGUGCGCAGACAGAGCCGUUUCUUAUUUCAAAGAUCAGGUUGUUCCCCACCUCACGGCUGGAAAGCAUGUGAUGGUUGCUGCACAUGCAAACUCACUUCGAUCAAUCAUAAUGCAUCUAGACAAAUUGACUUCCCAGGAGGUAAUCAGCCUUGAGUUGUCAACAGGCAUUCCUAUGCUCUACAUAUUUAAGGAAGGCGAGUUUAUUAGACGGGGGAGCCCGGUAGGACCUUCUGAAGCAAGUGUUUAUGCUUAUACAAGGAACUUGGCUACGUACAGAGACACACUUGAUAGUAUGGUCCAGUGAAAGGCCUUAUAGAUUUACCGUGGCACGGUAUUUGUCGAACAUGCCAUUAUUUAGCUGAGAACCGGUUAGGGGGGAUUUCAAAUCCCAAAAGCAUUUUUUUUACUAGGAGCUAGAAGGGGAAAAAUCACAAUCUGGAAAGUUUCUUCCCAGAAGCACUUUUUUUACUAGGAGCUAGAAGGGGAAAAAUCACAAUCUGGAAACUUUCUUCUGUAACACCGAAAUCUAUGUAACUGAUCUACAAAGGGGUAACAUAAGCCCCCAUGUUGUAUAUGUAAACUGAAUUUACUGGAGAGUGGUAGCAUUCCCUUUGAGCCGU
Aegilops tauschii subsp. strangulata is the source of this 1607-nucleotide messenger RNA. Its product is annotated as 2,3-bisphosphoglycerate-dependent phosphoglycerate mutase 1. Gene Ontology annotation, molecular function: intramolecular phosphotransferase activity. Lineage: Eukaryota; Viridiplantae; Streptophyta; Magnoliopsida; Poales; Poaceae. The record is from RefSeq and is a predicted model, not a curated record. Gene Ontology annotation, biological process: glycolytic process.